AUGCGAAAUUUCAACACCGGCGGCGUGUGCACGUACGGCCUCAACACCCAGGCCGGGCACAUGUUCGAACGCAGUCAGAGCGAUUUGCGGCAGCGCCGCUUUGGUCAAGCACGAGGGAUUGCAAGCGCAGGGGCCGUGAAGAGGCCUCGCGACCAGGACAAAGACAGCGACGACCUCGUCCAGCACCGACCCGAGCGCCGUGCAGUGCUGGUGGACGGACUGAAACGGAUGCGCGUCUCGUCUCCUGUCGAGUCGCCGCUCACGAGCGACGUGGACUCGGACAUGACGGACGAAGAGGCGGCGACGCCGCGCUCAACGUGGCACGCAAACAAGGCGCUGGUUCCUGUAGCGGCUUUGGGCGGGAAGAAUAGUCAGCGGCCGUUGCAGUACGCGCUGUCAGCUGCAGUGGAGCAGCAGCCGUGGCAUGUGAAGGAGUUGAUGACGACGGAGCGAGCGAUGGGACGGACGUGGCACGACGGUCCGUGUCGAGCCUUGGUGGUGUUUAAUCCGUACCAGUCGCCGGCGCUGGCAGGUUCGGCAUCGAGGGUGGAACUUGUAGAGGACGACGAGAGGGCGGGGGACGUGGACUCGACGUCGGAGAGCGGCGACGAGCACGUGGUGCGGUUUGAGGAGCUGUCGUCAGAUAACGACGAGCCAGUGGACAUGGACAUUGAUGACUGA
Molecule: messenger RNA, 681 nt
Organism: Peronospora matthiolae
Lineage: Eukaryota; Oomycota; Peronosporomycetes; Peronosporales; Peronosporaceae
Source: the annotation of a GenBank genome assembly